Messenger RNA from Lindgomyces ingoldianus, 1644 nucleotides. RefSeq lists its product as uncharacterized. Bases 1 to 1644 code for a protein of 547 amino acids. The transcript is spliced from 2 exons. The record is from RefSeq and is a predicted model, not a curated record. Gene Ontology annotation, molecular function: carotenoid dioxygenase activity. Lineage: Eukaryota; Fungi; Ascomycota; Dothideomycetes; Pleosporales; Lindgomycetaceae. Gene Ontology annotation, biological process: carotene catabolic process.
AUGAAUAGAAAUGGACGAGCGAAGAAGCGAGGCUCAGCGCACCCCUAUCUCACCGGAAACUUUGCUCCGGUAACGAUAACUCACUCCCCAGUUCCAUGUUCAUACACUGGAACAGUCCCGCUAGAACUUCUUGGGGGAGAGUAUGUUCGCAAUGGAGGUAACCCAGUCUCGAACUCAGAUCUUGGGCGCGAUGCCCACUGGUUUGAUGGCGACGGCAUGCUUGCAGGUGUAUUCUUCAAACCUUCUCAUUCAGAUCCCGAGAAACCAAUCCCUCAUUUCGUAAACCAGUACAUCUUGACCGAUAUCUGUCUUUCGAGUUUAGAGAGUCCUUCAUUAAGAACGCCCAUCCUUCCAAGUAUUGCAACCUUAGUCAAUCCGCUAUCGAGUUUAAUCGUCACCAUUUUCUGCAUCUUCCGGAGUGUAUUUCUUGUUCUACUUUCUCAUCUACCCCGCUCGCAGCAAGUCAUCAACAGAAUCAGCGUCGCAAACACCGGAGUCCUAUUUCACGAUCGUCGUGCUCUAGCAACAUGUGAGAGCGGGCCUCCGAUCCGCAUUCAACUCCCUGGGCUAGAAACGGUGGGCUGGUACCACGGGAAUCGAACAGAAGGAGAGCCCGAGUGCCGAGAAAGAUCUCAGCCGAAGGAAGAAGUCUUUGGUGGCUCUGGACUGUUUAGUUUCAUGAAAGAGUGGACGACUGGACAUCCUAAAGUCGAUCCGUGGACUGGAGAGAUGAUACUAUUCCAUUGCACUUUUCUCCCUCCAUACGUCCACUACUCUGUUAUACCGCCCUGCUAUACGAGGUCACUAUCGCAACGCUCGAAGCAACUCAAUACUCCCGUGCCUGGAUGUUCUGGUGGAAAGAUGAUGCACGACUUCGGAGUUUCUCUCUCUCAUACCGUCAUUCUCGAUCUCCCGCUCUCCUUGACACCCUUCAACCUCUUCAAAAACGAGCCGGUUAUAUCAUAUAAGCCCGAUAAACCUUCUCGCUUUGGUGUCUUCCCUCGACAUGAUCCCUCUCGGGUUCGCUGGUUCGAAACGAGUGGAUGUUGCAUCUUUCAUACCGCAAACACGUGGGAUGAAUAUGACGCCGGUGGAGUUACCACUGCCGUCAACCUUCUCACAUGUCGCCUGACCUCUUCGUCGUUAGUAUUUAGCGCAGGAAACCUCCCCCUACCGCCUCAGUCAAAGCAAGAUGCGCUCGAAAAAUCCCGACUAAUGUCUUUCUUCGCAAAAUACGACGACGAAGCCGCAGACUUGGAGAAAGAUCCAGCUCAAGAGACAACGCCUCUUCUAUCUCCUGCCUACCCAGCAAUUGUAGAUGAUGAUGAAGAGCAAUGUCGACUUUAUUACCAUCGCUUUUCGCUUACUGCCUCAACUCCCACCGUAUCACACCAAUACGCGCUCUCGCACAUCCCGUUCGAAUUCCCAACGCUGAAUCCAGCGUACGAAAUGUCAUCGGCACGGUACAUCUACGGUUGCAGUACCAGCAGUGAAUCCUUCGGCGCGGCAUUGGGGAAAGCAACCAAGAUCGAUGUUUUAGUGAAGAUGGAUGUGCAGACGUUACUACGGAGAGGAGAGCUGUGUCCAGCGUGCCCAAUAGGCCGUACUACUGACAGUACUGAGUACGGUGUACGGUUGAUUUAG